Messenger RNA from Diatraea saccharalis (sugarcane borer), 644 nucleotides. The record is from the annotation of a GenBank genome assembly. Lineage: Eukaryota; Metazoa; Arthropoda; Insecta; Lepidoptera; Crambidae.
UAAGGUGACAUGUGUUUGCAGAGCUCCAGCCCGGAUAGCGACACGAGUGCGGAGUGCCUGCUUCAACUGCUGCAGCAGUGCGAGCCUGCCACAGCGCACGCCAUACGGGAUACCGUCGAGAGACACAAAAGGGAGGUGUCAGAGCUCGAGCAGGAGUUGCAGUGUCGCGUAUCGAUGGUGGCGACGCACCGCGGCAAGGUGGAGAGACUGCAGGCCGAGCUCGCCCUCCUACAUACACAGCAGCUGGGGCUCAGGCAUGCCCUCGCUGCUGACCUUACCACAAGGCCAGAGGGUGGUGAGUUGUCACCUAUAGAGGGGGUGAAGCGAUCCAAGUCUGAACUGGUGCUGCGUAGGGCUCCCCGCGAGGAGACCCUCGAUCCACUGUCUGCUGACGAACGGGAAGAUUUCUGCGCCAAGAAGAUGAGGUAACCUUGCGAUUAUGUUUUCUUAUAUAACUCAUAGCAGUCGUUAAUGUCACACAAAAUAUGUUUGUAUUAGUAUAAUAGUUUAAGUAUAAGUUUAAUAAUUUUUUUUUAUGAUUAGUAAGGAUUUUUUUUCAAUAUGUAUUCUCCAUUGAAAAAAAAAUUUUAACAGUCGUUUCUCGGUCUGUCAUUCAUUUACCCACCAAUACUGUAAGCAUUUAA